Galendromus occidentalis (western predatory mite) is the source of this 1065-nucleotide messenger RNA. Its product is annotated as cAMP-dependent protein kinase catalytic subunit gamma-like. The transcript has a single exon. The coding region runs from base 1 to 1065 and encodes 354 amino acids. Lineage: Eukaryota; Metazoa; Arthropoda; Arachnida; Mesostigmata; Phytoseiidae. Gene Ontology annotation, cellular component: cAMP-dependent protein kinase complex. The record is from RefSeq and is a predicted model, not a curated record. Gene Ontology annotation, molecular function: cAMP-dependent protein kinase activity; ATP binding. Gene Ontology annotation, biological process: protein phosphorylation.
AUGCGCCUGACCCGCGGGGCGGCAGCGAAAAGAAUCGAAGAUUAUGAAAAUGAAAUACUCCAUGCAGACACGGUAUUCCGAGCAGAAUACGAGGCAAAUGCAUGUCCUAGGAUAUCGUAUAGAGAGUUCAAUCUCAUAUGCCUCAUCGGCCAAGGUGGUUUCGGGAGAGUGUAUAGAGGUAUUCGAAUGGAAAACGGGAUUGAGAAAGCCUACGCGGUGAAGAUACAGGUCAAAGACUAUCUCCGCGAAGGGAAUCGUCUGCAGAGAGCGAUCAAUGAGAAGAAAAUUCAUUACGCGCUAAGAAGGAGUCGCUUCAUUGUGAAACUUUUUUGGACAUGUCGAGCUCUGAGUAAGAUAUACAUGAUCACGGAAUACGCCCAGCACGGCGACCUUGGUCAAAUCUGUCGGACCGGGCCCCUCAAAGAAACAACGGCAAAGGAAGUCCUCGGCCAAGUCGUCAUGGGCAUCGAAUACAUUCACGCAUGCAACGUCAUCCACCGUGACCUGAAAUUGGCAAAUAUCCUUAUCUUCGGAAGGGGGCACGCGAAGAUAACCGACUUCGGGCUUGCUAUUAGGGGAAGCGAUGAUAUGUUACGACGGGCGGGAACUCCAGGUUUCAUAGCACCGGAGUUGCUUAAAGAGGAAUAUUCCUUGGUGACGGAGGCAGCGGACUGGUGGUCUCUCGGAGUGGUGAUGUUCAUGAUCUUGCUGGGCUCACAUCCCUUCUACGAGGGUGAGCUGAACGACGACAGGGGAAUAAAUGAAGCGGUCAGGAGAAAUCAACUCCGAGAUAUGGGAAUGGUCACCCCAGCAGCGAGAGCCAUGAUUAUUCAGUUCCUCGAAGAAAAUCCUGAGAGGCGACUUGGCGUCACGAGAGCUCGUGUCUCAGACGUCCAGAAGCACCCCUGGUUCAGUCCAGACGUGGACUUCAGUCGAUUCCUCAGCGACGAUUUCGAAAUCCCUCAAGACUUCGAGAAAGACCCGCCGGUGCAUCCGGUGACACCUAGUGCUCAUGAGUUUUCAGGCGAAGAUGAUGGUGCCGAGGCGGAGUUCAAUGAUUUCUGA